ACAGGCCCAGGGGUGCACAUGGUGUCCUUGGAAAGAAAUUGCUUUACAGUUUAUGACUGGGACCCACGUGGCUCAGAGGGCACAAGGCGUCAAGACAUCCCGUAUAAUCUUCGGCCAUCUGUCCUGUUUGUUCUUGUCAUUACUGGGAAAUGGCUGCUAGAGGAAGGUCCUUUUCUAGGGGCAGCCACGUUCGGAGCAGACUGCUGCCCCACCAUAUGUGCUCCGGGAGGUUGAGCAGCGUGGAGCUGGAACUUACAACCCUGAGAUCAAGAGUCACCUGCUCUACCGACUGAACUAGCUGGGGCCCCAUACUGGAAUAGCUCCACAUGGCUUCCAAAGAUGUGACCGUUACAGUUCGCCUCAUUCGUUCAUUCGAGCAUCGCAAUUUCAAGCCUAUAGUAUAUCACGGAGUUGAUUUGGACCAAACUACAAAGGAAUUCAUAGUAUUUCUAAAGCAAGAUAUUCCUUUAAGGACCAGCCUCCCACCACCAUUCAGAAAUUAUAAAUAUGAUAAAUUAAAGAUUGUUCAUCAGGCACAUAAAGCAAAGACCAACGAGCUUGUAUUGAGCCUGGAAGACGACGACACGCUCAUGCUGGAAGAAGACUGCACGCUGCGAGCUGCGGGAAUUGCUCAUGAAACUGAAAUUGCAUUCUUCUGUGAAGAAGAUUAUAAGAACUACAAAGCAAAUCCCAUUUCAUCCUGGUGAAAACCUCUUGGGGGCUCUCAUUUUGCAUACCUGUAUUAAGCUCUUUAUUCCACUAGUGAGUUUUGGAAAUUGACAAAUAAACUUAAAAAUUA
Messenger RNA from Enhydra lutris kenyoni (northern sea otter), 799 nucleotides. Its product is annotated as chromosome unknown C2orf76 homolog. Bases 327 to 707 code for a protein of 126 amino acids. The record is from RefSeq and is a predicted model, not a curated record. The transcript is spliced from 8 exons. NCBI's taxonomy places the organism in Eukaryota, Metazoa, Chordata, Mammalia, Carnivora, Mustelidae.